UUGAAUGUGUGCCGGGAGCAUUUUGUGUUUUCGAAUGAUUCUUGCAAGAAAUUAAGAGUAGGCAACAUGGAAUCUGCUGGAGAUUGGUGCUUGAUUGAAAGUGAUCCAGGAGUGUUUACACAGCUAAUAAGAAAAUUCGGUGCUACAGGGGUGCAAGUUGAAGAAUUGUGGACUAUAGAUGAUGGCAUUUUUGAAAAUUUACGACCGGUUCAUGGCCUAAUAUUUUUAUUCAAGUAUAUGCAAAAUGAUGAACCUUCAGAGCCAGUAGUAUGUGAUGAUCGCCUUGAUAAAAUUUACUUCGCUAAACAGGUUAUUAACAAUGCAUGUGCCACACAAGCUGUCAUUAGUCUUCUUUUGAAUUGCAACCAUCCAGAUGUAGAUCUUGGCCCUGAACUGAGCAAAUUGAAAGAGUUCAGUAUGUCUUUUGAUCCCAAAAUGAGAGGACUUACUCUUAGUAACUCUCAAACAAUCCGAACUGCUCAUAAUUCCAUGGCUCAACAACCUCUUUUCGAGUUUGAUCCCAAAGUGGCAUCUAAAGAUGAUGAUGCAUAUCAUUUUAUUGGCUAUAUGCCAAUAGAUGGUCGACUUUAUGAACUCGAUGGUUUACGUGACGGCCCUAUUGACCAUGGACCUAUAGCUCCUGAACAGGAUUGGCUUGAUGUAGUGCGGCCUAUUAUAAUGAAAAGAAUCAACGUGUAUACUGAAGGGGAAAUCCACUUUAAUUUGAUGGCUUUGGUAUCGGACAGAAAAAUGAUUUAUGAACGUCAGUUACAAGAGGCGCAAAUGUUGACUAUGGAGACUGAUGACAUGGAAAAUGAAAUACAAAGACUUAGAAUGUUGAUUGAAUAUGAAGAUUUAAAAAUGGCCAGAUACCAACAAGAGAUGAUACGUAGGCGACAUAAUUAUUUGCCGUUUAUAAUAAUGCUUUUGAAAAUAUUAGCCGAGGAAAAAAUGCUGAUGCCGCUACUGGAGAAGGCUAAGGAGCGCGCUUCGAAGAAGGAGCCACAGCUGCCGGCAACGAGCACACAAGGUACCGUUGAUGAUAAUUUUACCAGUGUUAUGGACACAGAUGACUUUUUUAAAGAUGGUUUUUACCCUGAUAGUAUACUGGAUGAUAACAUUGUUGAUGAUCAUGAUUUUCUUGCUAAUAACUUGUUGGAAAUGAAUGAUUAUAUGUUACAAGAUUUCUUAGAGAAUAAGGAGGUCCCUGAUAAUAACGAAAUGAAAAAACCGGAUAGUAGUUCCGAACAGCCAGAGUAA
Messenger RNA from Parnassius apollo (apollo), 1260 nucleotides. Lineage: Eukaryota; Metazoa; Arthropoda; Insecta; Lepidoptera; Papilionidae. The record is from the annotation of a GenBank genome assembly.